Molecule: messenger RNA, 3045 nt
Organism: Phaeodactylum tricornutum CCAP 1055/1
Lineage: Eukaryota; Bacillariophyta; Bacillariophyceae; Surirellales; Neidiaceae
Exons: 3
Coding region: 1-2910 (969 amino acids)
Source: RefSeq, a predicted model, not a curated record
AUGAAGGUUUUCCGUCCAGCAACAUGGUUUCUUUACGGGGCUGCUCUUGUUGCCAAUUUGGUUUCCGUCAAAGGCCAAGCACCGGUUGAUCUCGUUUUUAUUAUUGACGAAUCGGGAAGCAUGGGCGACGACCAGGCCCAGAUUGCCAACCGUGCCAACCAGAUUACGGCCGCGCUUGACUCGGCAACUGCUGGAAACUUCCGCGUUGGUCUAGUUGGAUACGGCGCGAGUGCUUUCGGAGGCUUCCCUCGUAAAGUCGGGACGCUUACAGACGACGCUUCGAUGUUCGGAGCUGCCGUAGCUUCUCUCGAGACUUCUGGGGGGACCGAACCCGGUUUUGUGGCAACCGAACUCACUGCGGAAGACAGCCUUUUGUACACGACGACCUCGGACUCCACAAAGCUCGAUGGAUCGUCUGCAGGGACCUCUUUUCCCGGUCCUGCCGGCUUCUGUGCCGUCUUGAUUACGGAUGAACCUUCCAACGGUGAUGGAGCCACAACGCUUGCGGACGCAAAGACUGCUUUGGACAAUGCCAGCAACAGCGUGUUUUUUGGUGUCGUCCCGAGCAACCAACUCUCCAGUACAGGAGGUACUUACGGAGAUCUUGCUGCGCAGACAGGAGGUAGUGUUGUCGACAUCAGCCUCUUCCGUAGCAGCGAUGUGGCUGCUGAAGCCAUCAUUGCCGAUAUUUUACUCGGAUGUGUGGGUGUGAUUUCGACCAAUGCCGGAUGCAGCACUAAUGGUCCCUACCAAACUACAACCCCGGAGAUUGUGCUCUCUGGGUCUCCCUCAUGCACGGAUGGAAGCAUGCCGAUUUCCGCUCUGUGGUCGAGUCCAGACUCCGAAGUGGUCUUUUCCGACACGACUAAUCCUGCGAUGGCGACGAUUUCAACCGCUGGUAAUUAUUCCGUUUGCCAUACAGUUGAAUGCACCGACAAUACGUCUCCGUCCAUGAACGUCACCAAUCAGUGUUGCACAGCCGUAGAAUACAAUCCCCCAAUCCCUAUUUGCGCGAACGAGAUUAUUGGAUUCACCUUGAUUGACCCGGAUACGGAUGCUGAGAUUGGUCCUCUGGGCGACUAUGAUGAGAGUGCUUACCCGUCGGGAGUGAACAUUCGUGCGGACUAUUCUCCUUGCUCGACGGCUGACUUCAUUGACAGUGUUCGGGUGACAUUCGACGAUCCGAGUGUUUCGUUCUGCGAAUUGGAUACGCCGUACUCGGUCUUCCGCGAUUCCCCGGAGGGAGACUACCGUGCCGUUGUCAUUCCGGUUGGAGUCCACACUGUGAGCGCGACGCCCUACCUGAGUGCUGACUGUUCCUCGGACGCUGGAGCGACCUUCAGUCAGACGUUUGAAGUGACUCCUACGCCCCCGGCUUGCUUGAACGAGAUUAUUGGAUUCACCUUGAUUGACCCGGAUACAGAUGCUGAGAUUGGUCCUCUGGGCGACUAUGAUGAGAGUGCUUACCCGUCGGGAGUGAACAUUCGUGCGGACUAUUCUCCUUGCUCGACGGCUGACUUCAUUGACAGUGUUCGGGUGACAUUCGACGAUCCGAGUGUUUCGUUCUGCGAAUUGGAUACGCCGUACUCGGUCUUCCGCGAUUCCCCGGAGGGAGACUACCGUGCCGUUGUCAUUCCGGUUGGAGUCCACACUGUGAGCGCGACGCCCUACCUGAGUGCUGACUGUUCCUCGGACGCUGGAGCGACCUUCAGUCAGACGUUUGAAGUGACUCCUACGCCCCCGGCUUGCUUGAACGAGAUUAUUGGAUUCACCUUGAUUGACCCGGAUACAGAUGCUGAGAUUGGUCCUCUGGGCGACUAUGAUGAGAGUGCUUACCCGUCGGGAGUGAACAUUCGUGCGGACUAUUCUCCUUGCUCGACGGCUGACUUCAUUGACAGUGUUCGGGUGACAUUCGACGAUCCGAGUGUUUCGUUCUGCGAAUUGGAUACGCCGUACUCGGUCUUCCGCGAUUCCCCGGAGGGAGACUACCGUGCCGUUGUCAUUCCGGUUGGAGUCCACACUGUGAGCGCGACGCCCUACCUGAGUGCUGACUGUUCCUCGGACGCUGGAGCGACCUUCAGUCAGACGUUUGAAGUGACUCCUACGCCCCCGGCUUGCUUGAACGAGAUUAUUGGAUUCACCUUGAUUGACCCGGAUACGGAUGCUGAGAUUGGUCCUCUGGGCGACUAUGAUGAGAGUGCUUACCCGUCGGGAGUGAACAUUCGUGCGGACUAUUCUCCUUGCUCGACGGCUGACUUCAUUGACAGUGUUCGGGUGACAUUCGACGAUCCGAGUGUUUCGUUCUGCGAAUUGGAUACGCCGUACUCGGUCUUCCGCGAUUCCCCGGAGGGAGACUACCGUGCCGUUGUCAUUCCGGUUGGAGUCCACACUGUGAGCGCGACGCCCUACCUGAGUGCUGACUGUUCCUCGGACGCUGGAGCGACCUUCAGUCAGACGUUUGAAGUGACGGUUAUUGCAGGACCCUGUGUAACUGGCUUUAUGCUCUAUGAUUCUGUCAUGGAUUCGGUUGUGGCUGAUAGCAUCCUUAUGGGUGGUGAAAUUAUGGAAGGGUCCGUGGUGCCAGCCGGUCGCCCAUGUAAACUGAACAUUGAAGCUGUUGCCGACGGAUGUCCCGGCUUUGAUAUUGUCUCGGUGCGAUUGCAGUUGCGCGAUGCAACGACUAAUGCUGGCAUCAAAGGCAGACGCGAGAUCGACGCACCGUACAUGCUGUAUGGUGAUAAGGAUGGAGACAUUCGGAACGGUUCCGUGCCUGCUGGUAAAUACCGCAUUAGGGCCGCUGCUAUACUCGACGGAGAAAGCAGUUACCAGGAUUAUUACGAGAUCGAUUUCGAAUUUGAUGUCUGUGCUGGUGGUACACGAUCGCUUCGUGGCAAUUCUGAUGCAUACUAAAGCUCAUCCAGAGGGCACUGCCUUUCAUUCUUACAUGUCCUCCUUCACAAGAAAAGAAACAUUAUCUUCUGGAAAGCAAUACGAACAGUCAAGCAACAUAUAAGGAAACAAAAGAUAUAGUACAUAUUAGGCUUC